Messenger RNA from Aphidius gifuensis, 2833 nucleotides. It is a transcript of the gene Zip99C, whose product is annotated as zinc transporter ZIP13 homolog. Gene Ontology annotation, biological process: zinc ion transmembrane transport; intracellular zinc ion homeostasis. Bases 1389 to 2564 code for a protein of 391 amino acids. Gene Ontology annotation, molecular function: zinc ion transmembrane transporter activity. The transcript has 5 exons. Lineage: Eukaryota; Metazoa; Arthropoda; Insecta; Hymenoptera; Braconidae. The record is from RefSeq and is a predicted model, not a curated record. Gene Ontology annotation, cellular component: membrane.
AAUUGAAAGUUGGACGUCAUCAUUAAGGAAUGUGUCCACUGAUCAAGUUUAUCAUGAAAACCUACCAGAAAACAACUAAAUUUCUCUAAAUUAUUACUAUAAAACCUAGUUGCUUCUAGUAUUAAAUAGACUUGAGUUGAAAGUAGUGUAUACUCUACUUAAUAUUUUUAUUUAUAUGGCUUUUGAUUGGCCUAACUUUGAUACAUCAUUACGACGUCAUUUGGUCCAGCCACCCACCCACCCCCUUCAACUCUAACACAUGCACAUCACAAAGACUUUUCUUUGGAUUGUGUUGGAUAUACUGCUUUAGAAAACAAAAGGAAAAAAGGAAAAAAAAAUUUAUCACACACACAAGUCACAACAGUAUUUUCAUCUUAAAUACAACACAUACUGUCAAACUGGUAAACAAUUAUCAGUGAAAUACCGAGAAAUAUCUUGUUUGCCUUAACAUGAUUCUAAAAAUGUCCUCGAAAUAAUAUUAUUCAUCACUGGUACAACUAUAAUGCACAAAUAUGCACACUUUCAAUUUCAUUAUCAUUCAACAAACACACUUGUAAACAUUUGUUUCACAUAGUUAGUUAAAUGAAAGUGCGUAGUAGUUUUCAUCGAUUUAGUAAGUGUUUAACACAGUUCAACAAUACAAUUUAAUAAUAUUACUCAUAAAUUAAAAGCUGAAAUAAUAUAUUACUCAUUUAUUUAAAUUAUUUAAAUGAUUAAUUUGAUGAACAACGGACAAUCAACAAUGAUGAAGUAAUAAUAGAAGAGGAGGUCACUACUUCAAUCAGCAAAAAAAAAAAACCGACGCCCUAACAUCGUUCGUCCGUACUCAGCCUCAGUGUAAGCUAGUCGGUCGACCCGUGUGUUGACGUCGAAAUUAUAUCAUUUAUAAAAUAAAUAAAAUCAUCAAUUGAUUAUCACUGAUAAUUACAACAUAUAAAAGAAAAAAAAAAAACCACAAGUCGGGCAACGGUCGAUGAGCCGGCAACAUUUAUAAUUGUUUGCCGGCGACAUACCUUAUCAAGAUUGAUUAAAAAAUAUCAACUUGGUAUUUUUUUAUUAUUUUUUUUCUCUAUGUUUUAUAUUUAUUAUAAUAUAUAUUAUAAUAUAAAUCUACUAUAUGCACAUGAGUAAGCAAUGCAUAAAAUAAUCAGAUAAAUGAAAAGAAAAUUUCAUUUAAAAAAACAGUACAAUUUUCGUUUGAUGGAUCAUCAUUUAUAAACAUAAUUAAAUAAUAUAUAUUUUUUUUUGUUUUAAUAUUUGUGAGAUACCAAUUGGUAUGUGGUAAAAAUAUCUCAGUAUUAUAGUAAGUUUAUUUGACAAAGAAAAUAAAAAUAAACAAAGAUAAUAAAAAUUAAUUUAAACAAUAAAAAGAAAUAAAAUUAAUUCUAAUGGAUUACUCGUGCAACGACAACAACACAAAUAUGGAAAAUUUAUAUAAACUUGUGACGGAUGAAAUGUUUAUACCUUGGUAUACAUUUAUUAAUUAUUUUGAAUAUCAACCAUGGAUAUUUUCAAUGCUUGGAAGUGCAAUUGUUGGUCUUUCUGGAGUAUUUCCACUUUUGAUAAUACCAAUUGAUGAAGGAGCUGAUCUUAAAAAUGGAGCUGGAGCUGCAACGUUAAAGUUGCUUUUGAGUUUUGCAGUUGGUGGUUUAUUGGGUGAUGUUUUUUUGCAUCUAUUACCCGAGGCUUGGUCAAACAAAUCAUUAAAUACAACAACAACAAAAGGUCAUCCAUCAAUAGUUUGUGGUCUUUGGGUAUUAGCUGGUUUUUUAGUAUUUAUUAUUGCUGAAAAAAUAUUUAUCGGUGAAACAAUUAAUCAUGAAGAUACCAGUGAUGAUGCUGACGAUGAAGAUACAUCUGAAAUUGAUGAAAAUAUUGAAAAUAAAACAAAUAAUAAUGAAAAUAAUAAUAAUAAAACAGCAAAUGGUAUUAAAAAAAUUAAUAAAAUAGACUAUAAUAUUAUUGAUUCAAUAUUAUUAAAUAAAAAUAAUAAUUUUGAUAAUAUUAAAUUGACAAAUGUUAAAUCAAAUAAUGGAAUAACAUUAAAUGGAUAUUACAAUGGUUUAUCUGUUGUUAAAAAUGAUAAAAAAAUAAUUAAAAAACCAAAAAAAAAACAUAUUAUUGGUUAUUUAAAUUUAUUGGCAAAUUGUAUUGAUAAUUUUACACAUGGUCUUGCUGUUGGUGGUUCAUUUCUUGUGUCAUUUAGACUUGGUACAUUGACAACAUUUGCAAUAUUAAUUCAUGAAAUACCACAUGAAGUUGGUGAUUUUGCAAUAUUAUUAAAAAGUGGUUUUAAUAGAUGGGAUGCUGCUAAAGCACAACUUAUGACUGCAACUGGUGGUAUAUUUGGAGCACUUGUUGCUGUAUUAUGUUCUGGCAAUGGAGUUGAGUCUCGAACAAGUUGGAUAUUACCAUUUACAGCUGGUAGUUUUUUGCACAUUGGACUAGUAACUGUUCUUCCAGAAUUGCUUAAAGAAUCUGAUCCAAAAGAAUCAAUAAAACAAUUGGCUUCACUAUUAAGUGGCAUUAUAAUAAUGGCACUAUUAACAAUACUCUGUGAUUAAAAAUAUCACCCAGUUUAAAAAAAAAUAAUUCAUCCUUUGAAUUCCAUUAAAAAAAUUAUGUUAAAAAAAAAAAAACGAAUGUUUAAAUAACAAUUCGUUAAUUAUUUUCUUAUAGAACAUUUUUCUAAGCUUAUUAUUCUAUUUCUCUUUCUAUAGUCUAUUAUGUUAAUGUAUAAAACACAAUGAGAGUAAAUUAAUUUUUUUUGCACAUAAUCAUUCAAGUCAAUUGGCACUCCAUUAAUAGCUGGCUAAAUCUGGUGCAUUGACAA